This is a messenger RNA of Monodelphis domestica (gray short-tailed opossum), 1019 nucleotides long. It is a transcript of the gene CD79A, whose product is annotated as CD79a molecule. The record is from RefSeq and is marked provisional. Gene Ontology annotation, biological process: B cell differentiation; B cell receptor signaling pathway. Gene Ontology annotation, molecular function: transmembrane signaling receptor activity. Gene Ontology annotation, cellular component: external side of plasma membrane; membrane; B cell receptor complex. Lineage: Eukaryota; Metazoa; Chordata; Mammalia; Didelphimorphia; Didelphidae.
ACGGGCAGACGGCACACUCUUUCCCAAGCACUGUGCCAGCCGGGAUGAUGCCCGGCCUGAGCCUGCCCUGCGCCCUUCUCCUCGUCUCUGCCCUGAGCCCUGGCUCCCAGACCUGGGCUCUGCAGGUGAAUCCUGGCCCACCCUCAGUGACGGUGCCCGUAGGGGGCAUAGCCCAGCUGCCCUGUGAACACGACGGGGGCCCCAAUGCCAACGUGACUUGGUGGCGAGUCAUUUUGGGCAACUUCUCAUGGCCCAAAGUCCAGGUGGCGAAGGAGUCUGAGCUCAAUGGGACCCUGAUCCUCUGGGGAGUGAAAAAGAGCGAUGGAGGCGUCUACCAGUGUCGGGUCUCCAUCAGGGGCAACCCAGCCUCGGAGUCCUGCGGCACCUACCUCAGGGUUCGAGAGCCAAUACCUAGACCCUUCCUGGACAUGGGAGAGGCCACCAAGAACAGGAUUAUCACUGCAGAGGGAAUCAUUCUGCUUUUCUGCGCUGUGGUCCCGGGGACCCUCCUGCUCUUCAGAAAGCGGUGGCAGAAUGAGAAAUACGCUGUGGACCACCUGGACUACUAUGAUGAUGAGAACCUGUAUGAGGGCCUUAACCUCGAUGACUGUGCCAUGUAUGAGGACAUCUCCCGGGGCUUGCAGGGGACCUACCAGGAUGCCACCACCCUCAGGGUGGGGGAUGUCCAGCUGGAGAAGCCGUGAGGGCCCUGCGUGAAGUCUCUAGCUUCGACCUGCCUUAACCUGCCCCGUUUAGGUCUUCUGACUUGUCCCGCUCUCCGUCUCCUCGGGACCAGAUGGUUUCCAAGGUCCUUCCCAGCUCUGACGUUCCAUGUUCCUAAAUCUGUCCCCUUUGCCCUCUCCUCCCCUCCCUUCCUGGCCCUUACUUCUAACUUGCUCCCCCGUAAUCCAGGAGAUGCCUGAAGCAGGAUCCCCCCAAAGCCCCCCAAGCUUUGUCAUGGCCACUAAUGAUCUAAUAAAUGUGGGGCCCGUUGGGAAGAAGGGGCUCCAUUCGCAGCA